This is a messenger RNA of Larimichthys crocea (large yellow croaker), 998 nucleotides long. It is a transcript of the gene seraf, whose product is annotated as Schwann cell-specific EGF-like repeat autocrine factor. Lineage: Eukaryota; Metazoa; Chordata; Actinopteri; Sciaenidae. The transcript has 5 exons. Gene Ontology annotation, cellular component: extracellular region; cell surface. The record is from RefSeq and is a predicted model, not a curated record. Gene Ontology annotation, molecular function: activin receptor binding; nodal binding. Gene Ontology annotation, biological process: determination of left/right symmetry; nodal signaling pathway; heart development. Bases 220 to 849 code for a protein of 209 amino acids.
UCUGCGGUCACUCACUCACCAUCCAGCCCCCUCAUCAGGACUCUCAGCCGGCUCCGCCCCGCCGUGCUCCCCCCUCCCCGGCUCUGGUUGUAGUUUCCCAGAGUGUGCAGGAGGAGCGGGGGCGACGUGGAGAAGUCUCGGCGUUUGUGGGACUUUCUCCUCCAUCUCUGCGUCCACCGUCUGCCUGCUCCUGCUCCUCGACCAUAAACACCUCCAAACAUGCGUUUCGUGGGUCUCGGUUCUGCGGUGCUGCUCGCCUCCUUGCUGGCUCUGGUCGGUGUUUGCUCCGGACUCUCGGACGCGCCCCGCGGAGUCGCGGUCGGGUUCGUCUUUGACCCCAAAGCGAGGUGCGAGCCGCCGUGUGCACACGCGGGGAUCUGCAUCCGCAACAACACAUGCUUCUGCUCCAGAGGCUACGAAGGAGAGACCUGCCAGUAUGCCAACUGUUAUCCCAAAUGUAAGAAUGGAGGAGAGUGUCUUCGCCCUGGAAAAUGCAGAUGUCCUCCAGGAUUUGGAGGAAGAUACUGUCACAAAGUGACGUGUGACGCCGGAUGUUGGAACGGAGGCGAAUGCAUCGCUGUCAACGGAGUGGCCAAGUGUAUCUGCCCCUCGAGCUGGACCGGCUCGAAAUGCCAAGAAGCGAUCUGUCCUCAGGGCUGCAGGAACGGGGGAAUCUGCGUGGCUCCAGGAAUCUGCAGCUGUCCGGAGGGAUGGCUGGGCGGCGCCUGCCAUACCGCUGUGUGCGCUCAGCCCUGCCUGAACGGAGGGAAGUGCAUUUCUCCGGACAAAUGCCGCUGUCGCCCGCCGUUCUCCGGCCCUCGCUGCGCGGAGAGGAAAAAGUCCCACUAGUGUGACCACCCUGUCGUGCUGAUGAGGACAAUUAUUAUAUUUUAUCUGAAACAUUGGUAGUUUUUACAUUUGUUUUUUAUCAUUAUUUUUAAAGAAACUGUUCUCAUUCUCAUGUACUGUACUGUAAUGUGUCAUUAAAUGAAUUUUAU